AUGGAUCCGUCUUCUGAAUACUGGAAAACGUUGGGUCAGAUCCCAACCACAACGACAGGAAUGCCAUUUGAGUAUGGUUGGCCUGGAACGACCAUGCUGAAUUGUUUUCCACCGACCAGUCAAGGCUUGAUGAAUCCAUUGGAGCCACAGCUGACUUCUCUAGAUGGUCCUACGGUUAAGGACGAGAUCAAACAUGAGGUUGGUUUGGAAUUUAAAAAUUUUGAAAAAUUUGAUUUUUUUAAAAAUUUUAUUAAUUUUGUAGGUGACUUUUAUUCCUGGAGGCUGUUCUUAA
Messenger RNA from Bursaphelenchus okinawaensis, 292 nucleotides. Lineage: Eukaryota; Metazoa; Nematoda; Chromadorea; Rhabditida; Aphelenchoididae. The record is from the annotation of a GenBank genome assembly.